AUUACGUGUUGUCGGCCAUAUUUGCUGGGAAUUCAGCUGUGGUUUUUCUUGCUGAGUGACAAAUGGACAUAAUAAAUAUAUACCAUAUAAUUUAAAAGGAUUGACAUUAGAGCAAGCAAAAAUAUUAAGCAGUAGAGUGUAAUAUUGUGUAACUAAUUGCCUUGAAUUUUAGACAAGGCAAGGAUUUGGAAUCGCAUAAUGAGCUUCCUAUUUGGAAGCCGCUCUUCAAAAACAUUCAAACCAAAAAAGAACAUUCCUGAAGGAACACAUCAGUAUGACUUAAUGAAACAUGCGGCAGCUACACUGGGUUCUGGAAACCUCAGACUUGCUGUUAUGUUACCUGAAGGAGAAGACUUAAAUGAAUGGGUUGCUGUGAACACUGUGGAUUUUUUUAACCAAAUAAACAUGCUGUAUGGCACCAUCACUGAAUUCUGCACAGAAGAAAGCUGUCCAAUCAUGUCUGCAGGGCCAAAAUAUGAAUACCACUGGGCCGAUGGCCUCACAGUCAAGAAGCCCAUUAAAUGUUCUGCGCCUAAGUACAUUGACUACCUCAUGACUUGGGUGCAAGAUCAACUUGAUGAUGAGACACUCUUCCCUUCCAAAAUAGGUGUUCCUUUCCCCAAAAAUUUCCUGUCAAUAGCAAAAACUAUCCUCAAGCGACUAUUUCGAGUUUACGCUCACAUCUACCACCAACAUUUCUCCGAGGUGGUACAGUUAGGUGAAGAGGCACAUCUCAACACUUCCUUUAAACAUUUCAUCUUCUUUGUUCAGCUUAACCCACAGUAUACUUUGAAAGGCCCACCACAUGGCAUUGGAAUUACAUUUACACAGCCAAAUGAGAAUUCAAUCUUAUUGACCGAAGGGAAUUAGCUCCUCUUCAAGAACUGAUUGAAAAACUGACUGCUAAGGAGUGCCGAUGAAAACCUUCCAUUUAUUUUGUACCCAAAGAACAUCUUGCAUUAUUUAACAGAUUUUGGUGCAAACUACUGUAGCUUUGUUGCACAAUGUUUCUGUUAGUUAUCUAAACAAAUGAACAAGAGAGCUUUCCUAUGAAUGCCUUGAAUAGUGGUAUACUUACCUGGUAUAAAAUGUUUUCAAAUCAGGCCUCUGGACCCCUGUGAGAUAAAAGCACAUUCUUCAGAGUUACAGUAGUAGCGAAGAUCAUUGUAUUCUCCUGUGCUUAACCUUGUAGCAGUCUGUACAAUGUACCACUAUCAAAGACUGGAAGCAAAGUGAGUACCAAAAGCACUCCAAAAUAUAUAAUUUGAUGAGGAAUAAAGUUCUGAUGCACCAAACUAGUUAGAACAAUGAAAACACCACAUGCAUAUUCACAAGAUACCAGGUUCAUAGAGAAGAAAAGGAUGUUAUUUUGAUGUUUUAGCAUUUUCCUCAGACUCUCCAGGUGAAUACCAGGAUCUUAUCUUGAAAUUGGUCAUGUCCACUUCCACAUCUCUGCCAUCAUUAGUAUCAACCUUAUCCAUGUAAAUGGAAAAUAAAAUUAACAAGAUUCUCAGUUCACACUUCACACUUCACACUUCUGUAAUGUGAUGUUUGGUCAUUCCUGUAACUGCAAUUGGAAUGGUAUAUUCUUGAGGAGGAUAUGAUGAUUGUAGUGAUUAAGUCAGGGUGAUACAUCCCAAAUUUCAUCAUUAUGAAAGGGGGUAUGACCAAGAACAUGUUUGUCAUCCUUAAUAGUGUAAGCGUAAGCAGCCAGAGACCAAACUGCUGUAAACAGUGGCAUUGCAUCAAGAGGACCAGAAUUUGGUUUUCUAAUAAUUCACCAAAACACCUAUGAACUAAACAGUUCAUACAAAAGUAAAAAGAACCACUUCCUUCCCAUCAUUUUUGUCAUAUGUAAUAAUUUAGUUCUAAAUAACCUGUGAAGUUGUGUGUAUAGUUUUACUGACCAUCUUCAAAAUCAACAAAUGUAAAUCUAAAUUAAGUCAGGUUCAGCUACUAGAGUUAUAUUCACAGUUGAGCAGAGUAUGGAAAAUAUGAAAAUGUUUCAUGUUCAGAGUAAAUGUAUUUAUAUUUUAAUAGGGAAUGGACUGAAUAAAGAACAGAUACCUACAUUUAUAUCUGAAUUCAAGGUUCAAGUGUAUCUAAAUUUGAAUUCAUAGGUGAAUAGUGAUUGAUGAAUUAAGCAGUUUUUUACAACAGUGGACUUAAGUUUUAAAUUUAGAGUCAAAUGGGUAGUAAUGAUAUCACAGUCUGUUUAAUUCUGCUCUCUGCUUCUCUUUGUGGUUAAAUUAUUUCAUCAGAAAGUAAGGUGUUCAAAUCUUGUAUUGCACCAGGUAAUCUACUUUAUCUGAACCGCCAAUUAAAAUAUAUCACUAAUACAAAUUUAGGCACCAAAUGUGCAGUGGUUCCCAGACAUCUGCAUACUCCUUGAAGAAUCAGAACAUGCGAAAGGAAAAGUGUGUACUGGUAAUUUCUCUCUUAUGUCUACUUCACUCCUUCCACUUCUCAUCCAUUUACUCCAGACUAUCCCCAUGCAGCUUAUAUAGUGUUUUGAAAACCAUUGCCCAUCUGAAAAGAAAAGGCAGCAACAUAAUUAAACAUGUCAACUAUGUAUAUGGUACAACUGUAAGAAAUUAUCUCAUUGGUGCAUGGUUUUUCUUGAAAGACAUUAUUUAACUGACCAGGAAAUCACAUGCUCUUAUGGAACUUGAUCACCCAUUACCAUAUUCACAUAAGCCCAUUAGGAUUUAUUUUAAGCCAGUUAAAUCCACAUAAUCAGUCAUUAUUAUUUUAAUAUCAUGCCAUUUAUGCCUUUAGUAACAUCCUGUCAUCUGUGUGUAAGUUUCUUAAUUGGUCUGUCCUGAAUUAAAUAUGAAUUUCAAAUAUUUCUCUUUCACAUUAAGUUCACCAUUACAUAUUUUUACACUCUGAAAUAUUCUACCUACCCUCAUAGAAUUCUUAAAUUGCAGUCUGGAAACCACAGUAUAAAGAGGUACAGAUAGUCAUGUAAUUUCUGCACAUAUUUUUCAAGUCACUUUCAUGUGAGAAAAUUCACCACUUACUAAAAUGGAUGAAAAAAUGUAGAACGAAGAGUAAUUACUGGCUUUCAUUAUCUAGGAACAGCACUUAAACUUCAAUUGAUCAAAUGAAUAAACUCAUUUUGUGCACAGGGAAAAUUAACAAAAGAUCUCAUAGUUUGUACAGCCAUGUACAAAAAACUUCAAGGAAUAGGAGGGGAGGGAUACUCCCAUGUUUUGUUAAAUAUGUUGGAUCUCACUUAAAUAUUAAUAUUGUAUAGAUUUUGUGCUUUAAAUAUUAUUUUUAUGUAGUUCCAAGGUCUUUACAGAAAUUUUGAAAUGAUAAUGCACAUGGAAUUUGACAAAAUUAUAUACUAGUUUAUAGUAUAUUGAAUUAGUUACUAUCUUAAGGACGGAAGUAUAUCUUUACAGUGAAAUGAAUUUUUCAGGCUCUAUCUUUGUUAUCUAAUGAAACAAUGUCAACAUUACAACGAGACAAAUUUCACAGCUGCAUUAAAAAAUGUCUAUAUUUCAUCUUUCACCUACAAUAGUAAAAACUGACGCAACAUUUUCUUUGUAGUUGAAGGAAAUUGAUGUAGCGAUAACAUUCAGUGUUUGGUGUAUCACAGUUUUAGCAUAUCACUAACUCUUAAAUAAGGUAUUAGUCCUCUUUCAAUGCUAAAACAAGAUAUCUCAUUUAGAGAAAUUAUUCAUGCUUGUUCUAAAUGUAUUUAUUAUUAAAUACCCAUGAAAAGAAACCUGUACUGUAAUUUGAAAUUACCACACAAAAUAACUGGUUGUUACUGUUCAGCAAUAGAGGCUUUACAUUACCAUGAAAACCCAAAUAGAAGAGGUAUAGUUUUUCUUAAAAGAAUUCAGCAUAGGUCAGGAUAGUCAACAUGUGGAUUACAGUGUAAAAGAAUAAAACUGGAAGUACCAUCAGAUGUUACAUGAUGAAUGGGACAAGUGUAAUUAGAGUAGAAUUUUAUUUUGAUAUAUUGGCUUUGCACAGGUUGUAAUGAAUCAUGCUUGCGCUCUUUUAGUUAAUGUAAAUAAUAGAAGGGUACACCACAUAAGGCAGCAGCUAUUACAUUGCAGUGUCUCCCACACUUUGUCUUUUGGCACGAAAAUUAUUGUGGAACUCCACAACAAAAUUACAAGCCACAAGAAUAAAAAAUGCAUGGAACAUGACAGAAACAGAACAAUGUGCUCUGCAUUUUUUGAUUCUGUGUAUUUGCAAAUCAGACAACUAGAAAUGAAACAAGGAAAGUUCACAUACUGUUUAAACAACAGUGGUUAUAUAGCACAGAAUGAAGUAGAGAGAGUAAAUAGGGUUUUUGGAAGACAUAGUCAUGCAGUAAUUAUUUAUUAUAAUACCAGCAUAUCAGGAAAGGGUGAGAAGAACUAUGAUAAAAUGCCUUAUGACAACCAUUGGAUCAACCAAAAUUUGAACAUCCUGGCAUUUUCUGAGUAACAGUCAGUGUGUUGAGCUAAUAAGGCUUAGUAAAACUUGUACGUCUGUCAUUUUGCUUUCCUGAAACUGAAAAUAUUUAUCACCAAAGAAAUGUCUUAAGAUAGAACACUGAUCAGGCAGUACAAAUCUAUGCUUUAUACACUCUUGAAAAGUUGUGGCUUGAAAGGAUUAGUCAAAUUGUAAAUGACUUGACCGUUACUUUUUAGAUUUGUAUUCAUAACAAAAUCUGCAGUCAUGUGAUUUUUUGUAUUACUUACACAAACUGAAGAAAAAGUGAUGUGCAUUGUGUGAUAUGAACUGAAUGUUGAGGCAUCAAAUUUCUUAAUCUCAUUAGAUUCAAGUGUAUAUUGGAGUGUGAAGUCCCAAUACUGUGCAGUUAUUUUGCUUCAGAUAUAGUUAACAGGUUAUCUUAAACUGUGGUGCCUACAUUAGCCAAUACAGUGAGUCCUUGCUGAAUGUGUUUGACAGUUUCCAUGUAUAUUUUAUCACUCUUCAUGAUCUGUGUUUCCUGAAUGCAUUGAAGAAAUUCCCUUGUAUGCACUUCAUGUUAACAUCAGACUGAGUAGCCUCAAAGUGACCAACACACGAUAUCUUCUUUGAAGCCCACUUCUACUCCUUAAAGUUCUCUAGCAACUCCAACCAUUUUUCACGUCUGUUGUGGUCAGUUGCCUUUCCCAGAUAUAUUGUUGCUUGUAACCAAUUUGUAUGUUACUUAUAUAAAGCAAGCUACUUCUGUUUAUAACUUCUUUUAAAUUCCAAAACAUUACUUUCUUGUAGACCCUUAAAUUUUUUGAAUGCAGUGCAUACCAGGAAUAUAACCCGUGUUCAGCAAGGGUCAACUGUACUAUCUUGGAAAUCGAGAGCUUAUUUAUUUAAUGACAUUUCUUUUGUGUAAGGUGAAGUACUUGUACAAAAUCUUUAAUAGUUUUAGUUUCUUUGAUAUUUUUAAUCCAGAUGGAAUUUAAAUAAAAUUAUUGUUAGCGGAGCACGAGCAUUUAACAUACUUCUACGGCCUUAAAACUAAUGUGAUAUUUCCUGAAAUUGUUCCAGUACACAGCGGUUGUGUAGGAAUUUAAUACCUGUUUUCUAACAGAAAGAUUUGCCAAAGUAUAUUGUGAAUUACACAGUAAUAACAGUAACAAUAAUAAUAAUAAUAAUUACAAUGUACUGAAGUAUUUUAAAAUGCAUGUUUAUGUGAAAAAAGGUGUAUGUAAUUUAUCAACACAAGCACAACUUUUUUUAUCAUAAUUAUUUAUGUAUGCUAGUAAUGUAAACUUAAAAACCUGUAUAAAUAUUUUAGUGGUAUAAACA
Messenger RNA from Zootermopsis nevadensis, 5763 nucleotides. RefSeq names its product MOB kinase activator-like 1 (gene mats). The record is from RefSeq and is a predicted model, not a curated record. Lineage: Eukaryota; Metazoa; Arthropoda; Insecta; Blattodea; Termopsidae.